Acanthamoeba castellanii str. Neff is the source of this 753-nucleotide messenger RNA. RefSeq lists its product as uncharacterized. NCBI's taxonomy places the organism in Eukaryota, Discosea, Longamoebia, Acanthamoebidae. The transcript has 3 exons. The record is from RefSeq and is a predicted model, not a curated record. The coding region runs from base 1 to 753 and encodes 250 amino acids.
AUGAAGGAGGCCGAGACGCUGGACGACAUGGACACGCCCGUCAUCGUUUACAUGUCACCGUCUAUGUGCGAGCUCCUCGGCUAUGACAUGUUGGAGCUGCACGGCUCUCGCUUAACUUCCAUCUGCUCACCGAGGCCCGAGUAUCUGGCGGCAUUCGUGCGGGUGAUACUGAUGCGGCCGCCCACGCGAGUCGGCCAGCCUCUCUUCUUGUCGCGCGGACCGCUGAUAACGAAGCAGGGACGCAACGUGCCACUGUCCACCGCGCAUCAAUUCCUCUACAGUCAACGACGCCUGGCGCAGUACCAGAUCAUGCAAGUAAACAGCGUUCUCGGAACGGAUCUGGGUCCGACACCUCAUAUGCGGCCGAUCCCCAGCAUCGUGCACGAUCCCAUCGUGCGAGCGCACCUGCUCGCGCGGCUGCCGCAUUCGCUGCUCUUCGGGUGCCAGGGCGAGAUGACUAGCACUCAACCUGCGAUCGAAGAUCUCACCGUGGAGGAGGCGGCAGCUCUGAUGGCCGCGAUGACGCAGCACCACCAGCACCAACGACCGCCAGGCCGCCAAGACGUGAUGACGCGCGCACAAGGGUCAGAAGAGGUCGACGACGAGCUGGACGAGAUCAUGCGGGUCCUCGGGUUGCCGAUCGAGAGCGGCGGCGUGCGUGCGUCACCGUUCAGCCGUUUGGUGAUGGGAUUCAACUCGUCGCGCACGCCGCCCACGACACCGGCCACUCUCGCCGAGCGGUGGAUGCGCUGA